Messenger RNA from Emericellopsis cladophorae, 633 nucleotides. RefSeq lists its product as uncharacterized. Bases 1 to 633 code for a protein of 210 amino acids. The record is from RefSeq and is a predicted model, not a curated record. Lineage: Eukaryota; Fungi; Ascomycota; Sordariomycetes; Hypocreales; Bionectriaceae. The transcript has 3 exons.
AUGUUUGACCAGCAACCUUGCAAGCUCAUGGUAGCCAUGGUCUGCAACAAGGAGCAGGUUCAUGGUGCUGGUUCUAUCGACCUCGACCGCAAACAUAGACCUCGCAGAAAUGGCCAGCUCAAGGUAUUGCACCGACCCCCGUGGCCCGUGCUCAUUGAAACCGACGCCGCAAUCAAUCAGGAGCCGAACACUGUUGUCAUCGCCUUAGGAGAUUGCAGUGGCCAGAAGUGCCUGUCCAGGAGGUCCACGAAAAACCUCGGUAUUGGCGUCAUUCUCCAGCAGAAACUGUCCGAGGCGAUAGUGAUGGCGGUCAAGCGCAUGGCAGAUGUUUGUCUUCCUUGCGACAGUGUCAAAACUCUCCGCGUCGGCGCCUCGACGGAGGAGAAGAGCAACGACUGCGAUCUUGGUAUCCUCCUUCGCGUUCGAGAUGCAGGCGUGCGUGACCGGUGUUGCAUUGGCACCACUGGUCUUUGCGUCCAAGUUGGCACCAUGAUCAAGGAGAUAAGUCAUAAUGUCCAAAUGGCCAUGUGCUGCGGCUCGAUGCAACGGCGUGGCCUGGUGAAAGUCGCCGACUUCUCGCAGUUCGAGAUGCUGCACCACGAGGAAAAGGAUCUCAACGGGGAUUUUCUGUAG